AUGGCAGUGGCACAAGUCAGCAAGGAGGUUAAGGUGUGGAGGAAUGAGGUGUUUGGUAAUAUUUUUAAACGAAAACGAGUCCUUGUUUCCAGGAUCUGUGGAAUUCAACAAAGCCCGGAUUAUGGUAGAUUUUCCUUCUUACAAGACUUGGAAUCAUGUCUUCAGCAGGAAUACCAUGAAGUUUUGCACCAAGAAGAAUUGUUGUGGUUGCAAAAAUUGAGACUUGAUUGGGUCCAAUCAGUAGAGUUGGGCAGAUCUGUGGUUGAGUUUUAUAAGCUCCUUUUUGCCCACCAUCAUUGCCAAGCUCUUGAAGCAGCGUUUGAUACUUUUAGCCUGAAAGCAACGGAGGAUGAGCAGCUUCAGUUGUCAUGCACCAUAGAUUUGGAGGAGGUGAAAAUUGCUACAUUCUCUAUGAAGGGUUUGAAGGCACCAGGAGAUGAUGAUAUUCAACCCGUGUUCUAUCAACGUAAUUGGGAUGUGGUAAAGGACACGUUGCUGGACUUUGUGAGGAUGGCUUGGCAACAUAGAAGAGUGGAUUUGGACAUUCUAAAAGCUCAUAUGGUUUUGAUUCCUAAAAAUCCACGACCUGUCUUUGUUAAGGAUUUUCGCCCCAUCACUUUGCUUAAUACCUCCUAUAAAAUCCUUUCGAAGUUUUUUAGGGAGGUUUUGAUUUUCUUCCAUAUCCCGAUGAAUAUUGUUGAGCUUAUUAUGUUCUGUGUUUCUAAUAUUGAUAUUGUUGUGCUUUGGAAUUGGGAGAUUCUUCUAGCUUUUCGGCCUGAGAGAGGACUUCUUCAAGGUGAUCCUCUUUCGCCUUACCUGUUUAUUCUGGUAAUGGAGAGUCUGUCCCAUAUGAUUCUUGAAAAUGUGGAUUUAAAGUUAUGGAAACCUAUUAAUGUUUCGCAAUCUGGGCCUGCUUUCUCUCAUUUAUUUUUUGCUGAUGACUUGAUGCUUUUUAAUGUUGCAGAAGAAGAUCAGGUGGCAGUGGUUCGAGAUGUUUUGUCUGAUUUCUCGAAAGCUUUUGGUCUCCAUGUGAAUCUUGAUAAGUCAAAAUUAUGGAUUUCUCCAAAUGUCCCUAAUGUUAAGGCACAAUGUUUGAGUAGAUUAUGUGAAAUUCCGUUAGUUUCGGAACUGGGAACAUAUUUGGGAGUCCCAAUUAUACAUGGGCGUGUCACCAAAAAUACCUAUAAACAUAUGAUAGAUAGAGUUUUGAACAGGUUAUCCAGUUGGAAAGGUAAAGUCCUAAGUUAUGCGGGGAGGCGAACUUUGGUUCAAUCAACUCUAAACUCCAUUCCAAUUUAUACUAUGCAAUCGACAUUACUACCGGUGUCGGUGUGUAAUCAUUUAGAUCAAUGUAAUCGGAAUUUUUUGUGGAGUGGAAAGGCUGAUAAUUCUUACGGGCAUUUGGUCUCUUGGGAUCGUAUUUGCCAAUCGAAAGGUAAUGGUGGUCUUGGUUUGAGAAAGGCUCGGCAGUCUAAUUUAGCUUUGUUGGCAAAAACAUGGAAGUUGCAUAUUCGACAAAGCAGUUUAUGCACUGAGAUUUUCCAAAAGAAAUACUUGAAGGGGAGGCCUUUUGUUAACUCUACAUCUUCGGGUAGAUGUUCUUCUACUUGGAGGGGUUUAUUACAAACCCGUGAGUGUAUAAGGCGAGGCACUAGAUGGAGAAUUGGUAAGGAGUCGGAUGGGGCGUCAGGUCAGUUAAUUACUUGGCAACCCCCUCCUCCGGGAUGUUUCUUGUUAAAUUCGGAUGGCUCUCGUCAACAAUUGGAUAACCAUGAUUCUGUGGGUGGGCUAAUUCGAGAUGCCUCAGGACUCUGGGUUUCUGGAUUUAUGGUUAAUAUUGGUUUCACAAGCAGUUUGAAGGCUGAAUUAUGGGGAGUGAGGCAAGGGUUGUUACUUGCGAAGGAAAGGGGUUGUGUUCCGUUAAUUGUGGAGUUAGAUGCUGCAGUGGUUGUAAAUUUUCUGAAAAAUCCUAUAGUUGAUACUCACCCAUGCUUUACUCUAGUUCAGGAUUGUUUGGAGUUGAUUAAGGGCAGCUGGAUUAUGGAGAUACGAUAUAUUUAUCGAGAGCGAAAUCGAUGUGCCGACUGUAUGGCGUUGUUAGCACAUGAGACGGCCUAUGGUGUUACGGAGUGUAAUGAGCCUCCAGAUCAGAUUCUCACCUUGCUGCAGGAAGACCGAACUGGAAUUGGUGUUAUGAGACCUUAG
Molecule: messenger RNA, 2205 nt
Organism: Corchorus capsularis
Lineage: Eukaryota; Viridiplantae; Streptophyta; Magnoliopsida; Malvales; Malvaceae
Source: the annotation of a GenBank genome assembly